AUGAUCGCUUCCAAUAACUCCGCGGAUAUGCCCUUCUCUGUCUUUCUCAUUGGCCCUGGCUUUAUCGGUGGAGAGCUCCUCGAUCAUCUCCUCGAAGAGGGCUAUGUAAUCACUGCGCUCGUCCGUCGGCAUUGCGCAGUCGCCGAAUUCACCAAGCUGGGGGUGAAAGCCAUCAUUGGAACCCUGGACGAAGGGCGAUUAAUCCGAGGCCUGGUUGCCGCCAGUGAUAUCGUCUUCCAUACCGCGACAUCGAACCACUUGCCAUCGGUCCAAUCGGUCCUAGAUGGCAUAAGGACGCGGGCGGAUCAGGGUCUGAUGACAUACUACAUUCAUACCAGUAAUGCUUCGCUGUUGGCCGAUGAAGCUGCGGGUCGAUAUAUGGACAAUAUCAUCUAUGAUGAUGAGCGGCCCUCGCAGAUCGAUACGUUGAGGAAAGAUGCGCCCCAUCGGCAGAUUGACCUGGAGAUUGUUCGGGCGCGUCAGGCUCUUGCACAGUUUGCGAAGAUUGCAGUACUGAUACCACCUGUUAUAUAUGGCAUUAGCUCGCGAGAAAAGCGGUUGUCGGUUCAAUUACCUACGCUCAUCCGGUACUCCCUGAAACAUGGAUACGCAGGUCAAGUCGGCAGCGGCCGUUCAGUCUGGGGAUAUAUUCAUGUGAAAGAUCUGGCGAGAGGUUAUAUGACACUGUUGCACUGGAUGGAGCGCUCCUCCACGGAUGAUGUCUUGGAAAAUCCAUAUUUCUUUUGUGAGAAUGGCGAAGAGCUUUCCUGGGGAGACUGCGCCGCUGAGAUUGGCCGACUCCUGACGAUCGAAGGACGGAUUGAAAGCCCUGAGCCUCGCACUGUCCCACCAGAUAAUUAUGACGAUCUCUUCGGCGAGUUCACUGUUGCAAUUGCGGGAUCAAAUGCCAGAAAUCGCGCGAGUCGACUUCGCAAAUUGGGUUGGCGGCCAUUGGAGAAGAACACAUUUAUGUCAUUGGUCGAGGAUGAGAUUCCAUUAAUUCUGCAAGAGACUGGAGAGUUCCACGGCUAUGGAUCAAGUCGGCCUCAUCAUUGUAUCGAGAAAGACAUUGGUUAA
Penicillium nucicola is the source of this 1077-nucleotide messenger RNA. RefSeq names its product NAD-dependent epimerase/dehydratase family protein. The coding region runs from base 1 to 1077 and encodes 358 amino acids. NCBI's taxonomy places the organism in Eukaryota, Fungi, Ascomycota, Eurotiomycetes, Eurotiales, Aspergillaceae. The record is from RefSeq and is a predicted model, not a curated record. The transcript has a single exon.